AUGAGCAUCCAGUUAGUCUCGCAAGAAGAAGGCGAAGAGGCAUGGCUGCUAGGCCAAGAGGAGGGCAGAGGCGCGCUAGAGCCGGAGAACUCGCAGACCUCGCUGGCCAGCCUUUCUCCUCGGUUAAAGUGUGUACUCCUUUGUAUACUGGCCCUUGGAUGUGCGAUGGUGUUUGCCAGAGCCCGGGCAGCAAGUGUUGAGCAGCCGAGUCGCUUCAGGCAAAGCAUUCUUGCAAAGUACGAGAAGGGCCUCGAAGCAAAGGACUCGGCCCAGCACGACCAUAGUGAUUUCAAUGUCGGGCCAGCGAGUCUGGUCUGGCAGUGCAUGUCCGCGUCAGUACCUACUGCGUGUCAAACAUCCUUCGCAAGUACCUUUCUUGCGAUGCUCGUCGCAGCUUCGAUCUGCCUCGUGCUUGGUGCCAUACAGUUCUUUUUGAGAAGACAAAGUGCCGAGCUCGCUAUGGUGAGAGACGACCUGAAGCGGAUCAUGCAGCAGCCUCUGAUAUUUGAUGCUCAUGAGCUGAAAUCCAGCGUCCCGGAUCUUGAAAGCAAAGGGAGGAUGAAGAAAGCCUGGGAUGUCUCAGCACGCAGGGAGAACCUCCAGGUCUUGGAUGAACUCGCAUUAAUUAUGAAUCGAUAUCCGAGCGUCCACUUUCAGCUAGUUGGUGGUUCCCUAGGGACUGGCGAGAUCAGUCAGCGAACUGAGUCAGCCUUCUACGAGGACUUCCACAGCCAUUUCCCAAGUGAAAGGAUGGAUUGGCUCCAACCUUAUGCCCAGGCUCGUGCCUUGAGCCUGAAGAGACACCUCGGGCAGCGUGGCAUCUCCUUCCAUCGCUUGCAUGUGAGUGUUCGAGUGCAGGAGUCCAACGCGCUUGUGGUAGAGGCGUUUCUGUAG
Symbiodinium pilosum is the source of this 894-nucleotide messenger RNA. Lineage: Eukaryota; Dinophyceae; Suessiales; Symbiodiniaceae. The record is from the annotation of a GenBank genome assembly.